Molecule: messenger RNA, 2104 nt
Organism: Chenopodium quinoa (quinoa)
Lineage: Eukaryota; Viridiplantae; Streptophyta; Magnoliopsida; Caryophyllales; Amaranthaceae
Product: protoheme IX farnesyltransferase, mitochondrial-like
Exons: 7
Coding region: 487-1821 (444 amino acids)
Biological process (GO): heme biosynthetic process
Cellular component (GO): mitochondrion; membrane
Molecular function (GO): protoheme IX farnesyltransferase activity
Source: RefSeq, a predicted model, not a curated record
UUGGGGGUUGGGAAGGAUCGGUCGGCCGUUUUAGGGGUUUAUAAGGGGCGCCCGGCUGGUUUCAGGUGGGGUUAGCCGGUUAGGGGUGGGGCUAAGGGUUUUACGGUGGGGGAAGGGGGGAGAGAGGAGUGGCUGGGGUUUUUGGGUUUUUUGUUUUUAAUUUUUUUUUUCUUUUUUUAAUUUUAGACUAAUCACGUGCUGACAUUUGUUAUGGUUACCUAUUAUAACAGGUCGUUGACUCGUUUUUGAUCGGUGAGGACUGUUGGAGGCAAACUCAUAGCAUAGUUGAGAUAAUUAAAUAAUAAACUUUAGUUUGGAAAAUCGCCACAAGUCACACAAUGUAGAAAACCCAAAAAGCAAUAAAAAAAAAAUUGAAAAAAAAGAAGUUAAAUUGUACGAGUAUACCCUUCUCUUUGUUCUCGUAACUUGACUAUUUUUCAGCGUGCAGAGAACAACCUCUGUAGUCCCAAUUCUCGGAGCUCCACCAUGUGGAGAACCUCCCUUUCUCUCUCUUCCAAGAGACUACUUUCUCUCUCAUCAAAUCUAAACCCUAAUCCUAUUUCUUCUCUGCAAAAACGUUCUCCAUCUUUUGACUCUAGUUAUGGCGGAUUGAGCUCUUUCUCUCAUCUCUACUCCUCCACAAUCCCUAAUGAAUCCAAUAAAAUCGGAUUAGGGCUUAAUCAAUUAGGGAUUGCUGCUACUGCUACUACUACUGCUUCUGUCGAUGCUUCGUCUUCGCUUUCUCGCGAUCUUGUUGGUGUUGUUUCUCAUUAUGGUCGCUGUUAUUGGGAGCUUUCUAAAGCUAAAUUAAGCAUGCUGGUGGUUGCAACUUCUGGAACUGGAUAUGUUCUUGGCAGUGGCCAGGUCAUUGAUCUUGCUGGCCUUUGUUAUACUUGUGCUGGGACAAUGAUGGUUGCAGCAUCUGCUAACUCUUUAAAUCAGGUUUUUGAAAUUAAGAAUGAUGCUAAAAUGAAGAGAACGAUGCAAAGACCAUUACCUUCUGGGCGUCUGACCGCAUCACAUGCAAUUGCUUGGGCAUCUACAGUUGGGAUAGCAGGCACUAGUUUAUUAGCGUGCAAGGCUAAUGCCUUGGCAGCUGGACUAGCAGCCUCAAAUCUUCUCCUGUAUGCAUUCAUUUACACUCCAAUGAAGCAAUUACACCCAGUAAACACAUGGGUUGGAGCAGUAGUUGGUGCUAUUCCACCGCUUCUUGGGUGGGCUGCUGCUGCUGGUGAAAUUUCUCUUAAUGGGAUGAUUCUCCCUGCUGCUCUGUAUUUUUGGCAAAUUCCCCAUUUCAUGGCCCUUGCAUACUUGUGCCGUGACGAUUAUGCUGCUGGAGGGUAUAAGAUGAUUUCUCUUGCUGAUGUCUCUGGUCGAAAAACUGCCUUGGUUGCGCUGAGGAACUGUCUAUAUCUGGUUCCUGUAGGUUACUUGGCAUAUCAAUGGGGAUUAACCUCUGGAUGGUUUUGUCUUGAGUCAUCAUUGUUUACUCUAGCGAUUGGUGGCACUGCAAUGUCUUUCUACUUAAACAGAACAACAAAGAAUGCUAGGAGAAUGUUCCUUGCCAGCCUUCUUUAUCUUCCAGUAUUUAUGUCAGGGCUUAUGUUUCACCGUCUAUAUAAUAAUUGGCAGAGCUGUUUGGUGGAUGAUUCAGCUACAGAAACUGUUCCAUCAUCAAGGUUUAUGUCAGAGAGUGAGUCUGUUGACAAUGAAAAGCAACUAAAAAAUCCGGCUUCUGGUAAACUAGUCCGGCCACCUGUUGCUUAUGCCUCUGUCGCACCAUUCCCUUUCUUGCCUGCUCCAUCUUACUCGCAUUACUAGAAACUGAAGUUUUUAUUGCAUAAUACAGAAUACAUCUUUUUUCCUUGUAUAUGUAGAUCAUUCUUGUUUCCUUUUCUGUUUACUUACAAUGGAUUCAGUUAAAGCUGAAUCUGCAGUGGCUAUUCUUAUGACUUGGCGAGUGCCAGGUGAAUUUUUGUCCAUUUUUGUUUUCUUUGAUGUAGCUCUCUGUUGGCUUGUAAUUUUUAUUCUCAAUAAAUGAGAUUGUAUUUUGAUUGGUCACUUUUCAUCAUUUUAAAGAAGGCAGUAAUAUUUGGAAACUAAA